AUGCAGGGCUUCAAUAUGGGACGGUACGUCCCGCCGGACCAGGAGGGCGUGAUAUCGGGCAACCAGCUGAACAAGAAGCAUGCGCUGGGCGCCCGCGCCUCUAAGCUGCGCAGCGAGGGCAUCCUGACGGUGCGCUUCGAGAUGCCCUUCGCGGUGUGGUGCUCGACGUGCCCGAAGCCCACGGUCAUCGGCCAGGGCGUGCGCUUCAACGCCGAGAAGAAGAAGGUCGGCAACUACUACUCCUCGCCCAUCUUCAGCUUCCGCAUGAAGCACACCGCGUGUGGCGGGACCAUCGAGAUCCGCACCGACCCCGCGAACACGGCGUAUGUGGUGGUGUCAGGCGGGCGCAAGCGGGACACCGGCGACGAGGGUGCCAGCGAGAGCUUGGUUGCUGGUGGCGUACGAGAAAUAGUCACGGCUAAAGAACAUAUGGACCAGCGGGACAGCGCGUUUGCGAAUCUCGAGAAGACGAUUGAGGACCGGGAGGUGUUUGAGGCGGCCAAGGAGCGGAUAGGGGAGCUGGAAGACGCCAGCUCUCGGCAGUGGGACGAUCCCUAUGCGCGUAAUGCGGCCCUACGCAAGGCAUUCCGUGUGGGUCGCAAAGCAAGAGAGAAGGACGCAGCUGCAAUGGAGGAGUUGAAGGACCGUAUGGGCCUGGGCAUCGAGAUGCUGCCAGAGCAUGAAGAUGAUGCUAAGAGAGCAGCUUUAGUGACGUUUGGAACCGUUGAUGGUGAAGGCGAGACGGGUGUCCGGAAGGCACUGGCGAAGCCGUUGUUCAACUCUUCUGGCAGCUCGAAAGACAAGCCAUCCAAAACCCCAGAAUCAAAAGGCCCGAAGAAGCUGAAGUCUGAGGUGGCUGCAGCUAAACUGCGGGAAUCUCUUGUGUCUGAGAUUGUUGGGAAUACUCGCAUGACCAAGGACCCUUUUCUCGAGUCCAGGAACAAGGAAGCCACACCUCGGAGCACAAUUCUCCUGCCUGGGCUUAAAAGGAAACGAGCAUCAGACGAUGCAGACGAUACGGUUCAACAAAAAUCGACUCUUGAAAAGACAGGCCCAGCCAUACCAAGCUUGGUAGACUACGACUCUGACUGA
Phaeoacremonium minimum UCRPA7 is the source of this 1092-nucleotide messenger RNA. Its product is annotated as putative duf455 domain protein. Gene Ontology annotation, cellular component: U2-type spliceosomal complex; post-mRNA release spliceosomal complex. Bases 1 to 1092 code for a protein of 363 amino acids. NCBI's taxonomy places the organism in Eukaryota, Fungi, Ascomycota, Sordariomycetes, Togniniales, Togniniaceae. Gene Ontology annotation, biological process: mRNA splicing, via spliceosome. The transcript has a single exon. The record is from RefSeq and is a predicted model, not a curated record.